AUGGAACUUUCAUCAGAUGAGUCCGUGAAGAGUUAUGAAUUAAACGAGAGGGUUCUGUGUCAACAUACUGAUAAUUUGUAUUAUGACGCAAAAAUAAUUGGGAUCAGUGAAGCGCAGUCCGGUGCAAGACUUUAUACAAUUCAUUAUCAGGGUUGGAGUAAACGAUACGAUGAGACGUUUGAGGAAUCGAAAGCAGCCUUCAGGAUCCGUCCGUUCACAGAAGCUGGUUUCUUAGAAGCGAAGGAGAAACUGAAGGCUGCUCGAGCCGAGAGUGCAUCGUCGAAGAAGUCGAAAAAUACCAGCAUGAAAAGAAAAUCGAUAAAACCCGAGCCAAAAUCAGAAGAUGAUCGUAGUAGUAGCUCAGAAACGUCCAAAAAGAAUACACCAACUUUGCGUGUUUCAGGCGUUUCUUCAUUUGGUAGACCAAUAAAAACUAAAAUCGAAAUAGAUGAAGAGAAUCCAUUUGAGGUGUCGAAUAGCGCUAAACGACAACGAACAUCAGCUGCACGUGAAAUCGUCAUUCCCCAUUUCAGUUCAGAUGCUGAACGACCAUUCUAUAAUUUCACUGACACAGAAUUACCGCUUAAAAUGAAAGAAAUCUUGAAGAAAGAUAUGGUUUUAUCAGUCACUGGUAAGGUUUUACCGAAGUUGCCAGCACGUUCAAGUAUCUCGAAGAUUCUCAAUGAGUUCGCGAGUCAUAUGCAAAAGAUCGAAGAGAGCUGUGGUAAUAAACGAGAUACUAGCAUAACAUGGAAAGCGACUAUUGCUUCAGUUACGGAAUGUGUUGACGGAAUAAAGGAUCUAUUUGACUUGAUUGUUUCACAUCAGUUAUUGACUGCGAAGGAAAUCAGUCGUCACGAAGAAUUACAGCAAUCGGCCAUCAUACGCAAAGAACGAGAUAUUGUGGAGCCACAUUCAGGCACUCCUCUUCGUCCAUGUGAAGUGUAUGGCUAUAUUCACUUGCUUCGUUUACUUGUCAAUUUAGGACCAUUACCUCAAAUUGUUAUGGAAGCCGAAUCUGAUGAGAUUGUGAUGGAAGCACUGAAGGGUUUCUCGAAUAGUUUGAAUAUCUAUCUGGUGAAUAAUUCUGAGCAGCUGUUCGACGUGAACGAAGAUUACGCACCACUCUCAGCAGAUUGA
Molecule: messenger RNA, 1140 nt
Organism: Anisakis simplex (herring worm)
Lineage: Eukaryota; Metazoa; Nematoda; Chromadorea; Rhabditida; Anisakidae
Source: the annotation of a GenBank genome assembly